Molecule: messenger RNA, 1480 nt
Organism: Oryza sativa Japonica Group (Japanese rice)
Lineage: Eukaryota; Viridiplantae; Streptophyta; Magnoliopsida; Poales; Poaceae
Product: probable prolyl 4-hydroxylase 9
Biological process (GO): peptidyl-proline hydroxylation to 4-hydroxy-L-proline
Cellular component (GO): endoplasmic reticulum
Molecular function (GO): iron ion binding; L-ascorbic acid binding; procollagen-proline 4-dioxygenase activity
Source: RefSeq, a predicted model, not a curated record
CACCCGUCGGAGAUUCGCCGCACGCGCCACGCACGCUUCCCUCUCCUUCCACUUCCACCUCCACACGGGACGACCUCUCUCUCUCUCUCUCUCUCUCGUCUUCUUCCUCCUCGCCACCCGCUACCCCGCAAAGCAAAGCACACGCGUCACCACUCACUCACAAGUCACAACUCCGACGAGACCCAACCCAACCCGGGAAGGCGAUGAAGGGCGGGGUCAUCAGGAGCGGCGGCGGCGUCGGCGGCAUCGGCGUCGGCGGCGGCGGCGGAGGCGGGGGAGCCGGCGGGGGGCUGAUGCGCACGCGGCUGCGCCUCCCCGUCGUGCUCCUCUCCUGCUCCCUCUUCUUCCUCGCCGGCUUCUUCGGCUCCAUCCUCUUCACCCAGGAUCCGCAGGGGGAGGAGGAGCUCGACACGCCGAUGAGGAGGGAGCGGCUGAUGGAGGCGGCGUGGCCCGGAAUGGCGUAUGGCGAGUCCGGCGAGCCGGAGCCGUCCUUGAUCCCUUACCAGAUUUUGAGUUGGCAACCUCGUGCACUAUAUUUUCCACAAUUUGCAACAUCGCAACAGUGCGAAAAUAUUGUAAAAACUGCUAAACAAAGGCUUAUGCCAUCGACAUUGGCUUUAAGGAAAGGAGAAACUGAGGAGAGCACCAAAGGAAUAAGGACAAGCUCAGGCACAUUUCUAAGUUCUGAUGAAGAUCCAACCGGAACCCUUGCUGAAGUUGAAAAGAAGAUUGCAAAGGCCACCAUGAUCCCUAGACAUCAUGGGGAGCCCUUUAAUAUCCUGCGCUAUGAGAUUGGACAGAGGUAUGCUUCGCAUUAUGACGCAUUCGACCCAGCUCAGUAUGGUCCACAAAAAAGUCAAAGGGUCGCGUCUUUCUUGCUUUAUCUCACGGAUGUUGAAGAAGGCGGAGAAACCAUGUUCCCAUAUGAGAACGGGGAAAACAUGGAUAUAGGGUAUGACUAUGAAAAGUGCAUUGGCUUAAAGGUUAAACCAAGGAAGGGUGAUGGUCUCUUGUUUUACUCCCUUAUGGUAAAUGGCACCAUUGAUCCGACAUCUCUUCAUGGUAGCUGCCCAGUGAUCAAAGGAGAAAAAUGGGUCGCCACAAAAUGGAUUAGAGACAAGAGGCAAGAAAAUUUGCUGCUAUGGGUGACCUGAUCUUCUGCAAGUCUUUGGAGGAGCUGGCUUGUACUUUCUCAACUUGUACGGCACGUCGAUUAGUCUGAAUAGCUUCCUCUGGGCCAGGGGCAGGUGCAUAUUCGCAAGAUGUAUAUGGUACUAUCGUCCAGCAUCUCCAUCGCUCUAAUGUUUUUUCGUCUCACUAAUCACUAUGAGAUGGCUUUCUAGUGGUCCAAUUUUUGUCCUCUCUGGAAGAAAAUAAAUGGAGAAGAAAGGAUUUCAUGUAGUAAAUGCAUUCUGAGAUCUAUGGACUAUGGUACAAUGCAUCACAAUAAGUAAAAUAUUAAGAGGACCUUCGAUCAAAA